Messenger RNA from Rotaria socialis, 306 nucleotides. NCBI's taxonomy places the organism in Eukaryota, Metazoa, Rotifera, Eurotatoria, Philodinida, Philodinidae. The record is from the annotation of a GenBank genome assembly.
AUGAUGUCGAAUGUGUUGAAGACUAGUCAUCAACAAAAUAAGCCCGUCGAAGAUCCAGCAAAUGAUUACAAUCAGUUAAAACUCGAAAAUACACGUUUAACCAAUGAACUUGAAAUAUUGAAAGUGGAAAUGAAAAAAAUAGUAGAUUUAAUGCAAAAAUUUAAGGUUGACAAAGGCAACCAAAGUGAAGAUAUAGUUAACUUGGAAAAAAAAGUAAAAGACUUAAAAGCAAAAUUAGAUUAUUGUCGUGAACAUGGAGUUUAUGAAGAUGAUUCCUCGAAUUCACCACCUCUUAUGAAGAAAUAA